Schistocerca nitens (vagrant locust) is the source of this 3045-nucleotide messenger RNA. Its product is annotated as solute carrier family 2, facilitated glucose transporter member 1-like. The coding region runs from base 221 to 2119 and encodes 632 amino acids. Gene Ontology annotation, cellular component: membrane. The transcript is spliced from 11 exons. Gene Ontology annotation, biological process: monosaccharide transmembrane transport. Gene Ontology annotation, molecular function: hexose transmembrane transporter activity. The record is from RefSeq and is a predicted model, not a curated record. NCBI's taxonomy places the organism in Eukaryota, Metazoa, Arthropoda, Insecta, Orthoptera, Acrididae.
GUAGCGUGCUCAGUCGUAGACUUUCUCUCAGAGGAGGAGUUGUUGUGGUCUUUCCGUCGUUUGGUGGAGAGACUUGGAAAUUUUUUAUCAUGGUUUGCUGAGAUUAAAGAAACACCUCUUGUCUGCUGCUGUUUUGUAGUCACGAACAUCUGGAAGAGAGUUUCAGCAGUCAGGUUUGAGGUGGAUUUCGGCUGCGGCAUAUAAGGUAAAAACAGCAACCAUGCCGAGCACAGCGUUUUACAGCAGCAACAUGUCGCUGGAUCGCGCGAAGGAUCUGGUGAAAGGGUCAUUGAAAGCAUUGAACAUCGGAGGGUCUGUGGACCAUAAGGAUGUCGAAUCCAGACAACCCAUUCUGGUUGCAGAAGAUAAUAGCUCGAAAGGGCAGCAGCAGGGAUGGACACCAUUGCUCGUCUUUGUUGGAAUUAUUACUGCUGUGGGUUCCUGCAUUCCUGUUGGGUACAACAUAGGCGUUAUGAAUACUCCAGCUCACAUUAUCAAACAGUUCUGCAACGAGUCAGUAAUAGAGACUUACGGAAUCCAGAUGUCUAAAUCUGAACUGAACACACUCUGGUCUGUUAUUGUUUCGGUCUUCCUGGUGGGUGGCAUGACCGGGUCUUUGACGGGCGGUUGGGUGGCUGAUCGAUGGGGCAGGAAAGCUGCAGUGGUGAUCAAUAAUGGCCAAGGACUUGUUGCAGCAGUUUUGUUCGUCUGUUCUCGUUAUGCUAAAUCUGUUGAAAUGCUCAUAGCUGCUAGACUGAUUGUAGGGCUUUCCUCUGGUCUUACAACGACCACAGUGCCUAUGUAUCUCACAGAAAUAGCACCUGUAGCUAUCCGUGGAGCCAUGGGAGUGCUUUGUCCUAUAGGACUUAAUGUUGGGGUCCUCCUGGGCCAGAUAAUGGGAUUGAAAGAUGUGCUUGGAGUUGAAGAAACCUGGCACUUUCUUCUUGGACUGUAUGCCAUUCCAGUACUCCUGUCAGUAUGUGGUAUUUGCUUCUUGCCGGAAAGCCCUAAAUAUCUUUGUGUGAUACGUGGUGAAGAACAGAGGGCAAAAAUGGAGCUGUGCAGACUGCGUGGAACUUCACCAGAAGCUGUGGAAGGUGAAAUGCGAGAACUGCGACAGGGUCGUGCUGCCAUUCAGGGACCUGCGGAAGUAAAAGAAUGGGGAGCAGGCAAGGUGCUCACUUCACCGUCUCUCAUGCUGCCAUUACUUCUAGUUUGUUCCAUGCAGUUUGGACAACAGUGCAGUGGAAUAAAUGCUGUGUUCUACUACUCAGUUACCAUAUUCAAAAGUGCUGGGCUGUCAACAGAUGCUAGUCAGUUUGCAACAAUUGGUGCAGGAGGUGUGAAUCUGUUGGUCACAAUGUUGGCUGUCCCUUUGCUGAACAGGUUCGGCCGUCGUUAUUUGGUACUGCUUAGCUGCUGGACUGCAACACUCUGUCUAGUGGUUCUCUGCGUCUCAAUUACCUACAUUACCUCUACUUCUUGGAUGCCUUAUUUCUGCAUAUUUGCUGUCCUUUCGUACGUUUUCUGUUAUGGACUUGGUUUGGGACCCAUUCCCUAUUUUAUUGGUUCAGAGCUGUUUGAGACCGGACCACGGCCAAUAGCUAUGGCAUUUGGCAGUAUGUCAAACUGGGCAGGGAACUUCAUAAUUGGAAUGACUUUCCCAUGGCUACAGAGUGUGAUUGGUCAGUUUUCAUUCCUGCUAUUUGCAGUGACAACUGCUCUCUUAUCCGCUUUCUUAAAGUUCUAUUUUCCAGAAACAAAGGGAACGAGGAUUUCGGACAUUGCAGAUAUGCUCAAAUAUGGAUUCAGGAGCAAAAUAUAUUCUGCACCUGCUUUCUCUGGCUCGGUGGGAAAUCUUGAAACAGCAGUAGCGAAAUCUGAGCUGAAUCCGAAUGUUGGACAGCUACACAAUGCAGGAAAUGAACCCCUCGUCCUUGUCCUUCCUCAGAAUGAUGAUGUGAAGAUACCAAUAACUCCUAGCCAUCACAGCCUCCCCCUAACUCCCAGUCACCACACAUUGCCCCGCAUCAUGCCCAGUAUUCCAGAGAAGCUGUCUGAUAUGGCACAUGAGGGGCUGCAGAUGCCAGACACAGAAGAACAUAAUGACCAACUGUAGAUUAUUUCUCACUUCAUCUGAAUACAAAAAGAUAAAAAGCAAUUGUGAUAAUAGGUUAAGACAAUGUAACUUCGUGGUUACAUGGUGCUCUCUGGUUUCUCCUGUUCUCGAAAUACUCCAACUUUAUACUUCGCUGCAUUCAUAUACCUCAGAACAAAAUGAGCACUGUCACUAGAGCACCAAGCUUAGAAUAAGAUCAUCUAAUUAAUUUAAUGUAAUUCAUCAAUCAUGAAGUUUAUUUGCAUUUAAAAAUGUGUACUGUUUCAAAUAUUGAUCAGUAUUUCUUUUUUAUGGUAUAUUCUGUGUAGUGAUUGUGAGAGAGUAUUUUAGUAAUUGUAGAAGUGUACAUGUAUUUAUUUGACAAUAUGGAUUUAUUGAAUAAGUGAUUGUUCCAUUAAAAUUACGAUAAUUUAUCAUUUUAUAUGCCAUAAUUUUUUUGUAACUAUUAACUCAUUAUGCUGUGAACUGAAUUAUAUAGUAUGCAGUUUGAUCAUUGUGAGAAACUUCAUCUUGAGUUCAAAUUUUAUUGUAAUGACCAGAAAAGAGAGCAGAUAUAUCUUAAGAUUACUGAUGUUUUAAUCAGUGUAGUUUCAGCUUAAGGCACACUGUACAACAACAAUUUGGGUCGGUAGUAAUUCCUUGAAGUAGCAAUGCAUUGUUACUCUACUCAUCUAUGAUAAACCUAAGAUCUUAGAAACUGAAACAGCAGUAACUAUAGCAGUAACUAUAUCAGUGGCUAUCAAUGUCAAAGAAAUUUUGAACUUAGUUAGUGAUCAAACUGUUCGUAUUUCGUCACGGAGAAUUACAUCCCACAGUAAAUUGUGUUGGUACAGUGGAAAAAGUGUGUAUUUGGUAAUACAAAAGUGAUUGAAGUGAUUGUGCUGUGGUACUAAUUUUACACUGCAAAUAAAUUUUUUAUAUUUGUA